Acomys russatus (golden spiny mouse) is the source of this 3242-nucleotide messenger RNA. RefSeq names its product semaphorin 6C (gene Sema6c). The record is from RefSeq and is a predicted model, not a curated record. Gene Ontology annotation, molecular function: chemorepellent activity; semaphorin receptor binding. The transcript has 18 exons. Gene Ontology annotation, biological process: axon guidance; negative regulation of axon extension involved in axon guidance; neural crest cell migration. Bases 164 to 3037 code for a protein of 957 amino acids. NCBI's taxonomy places the organism in Eukaryota, Metazoa, Chordata, Mammalia, Rodentia, Muridae.
UUGCCCCACCCCACAGGGUCUUUUGGGGAUAGGCCUGGGGAGGAGUCUGCCUGCAACCAAGGUGGAAAGAACUUAGCCCCUUCCCCCACUUUUUUGUCUCCCCUUUCAGGGCCAGCAUAUGGGUGAGGGGGUACCCCCUGGGGCUUGAGGUGCCCCGCACAGGAUGCCCGGAGUCCCCCACUCCCUGCCCCUGCUGCUGCUGCUGCUGCUGUCACUCCCCUGUGCUCAGGCCGCCUUUCCCCAGGACCCCAUCCCUCUGUUGACCUCUGACCUACAAGGUACUUCUCCCUUAUCUUGGUUCCGGGGCCUGGAGGAUGACGCUGUGGCUGCAGAACUCGGGCUGGACUUUCAGCGAUUCCUGACCUUGAACCGGACCUUGCUUGUGGCCGCCCGGGAUCACGUUUUCUCUUUCGAUCUUCAAACCCAAGAAGAAGGGGAGGGGCUGGUGCCCAACAAGUUUCUGACAUGGAGGAGCCAAGAUGUGGAGAAUUGUGCUGUGCGGGGAAAGCUUACGGACGAAUGCUACAACUACAUCCGUGUUCUUGUUCCCUGGGACUCGCAGACACUCCUCGCCUGUGGAACAAACUCCUUCAGCCCCAUGUGCCGCACCUAUGGGAUAACUUCACUGCAACAGGAGGGCGAGGAGCUGAGUGGGCAAGCUCGGUGCCCCUUUGAUGCCACCCAGUCCAACGUGGCCAUCUUUGCAGAGGGCAGUUUGUACUCAGCCACGGCAGCAGAUUUCCAGGCCAGCGAUGCUGUAGUUUACAGGAGCCUUGGACCUCAGCCCCCGCUCCGCUCUGCAAAGUAUGAUUCCAAGUGGCUUCGAGAGCCACACUUUGUCUAUGCUUUGGAGCACGGAGAACACGUGUACUUCUUCUUCCGAGAGGUUUCUGUGGAGGAUGCCCGCCUGGGGAGGGUCCAGUUUUCCCGGGUAGCCCGAGUGUGUAAACGUGACAUGGGUGGCUCACCUCGGGCCUUGGAUCGCCACUGGACGUCCUUCCUCAAGCUGAGGCUCAACUGCUCUGUCCCUGGGGACUCCACCUUCUACUUUGACGUCCUGCAGGCCUUGACUGGGCCUGUGAACCUGCACGGCCGCUCUGCUCUCUUUGGAGUCUUCAGUACUCAGACCAACAGCAUUCCUGGGUCUGCAGUCUGCGCCUUCCACCUGGAUGAUAUUGAACAUGGGUUUGAGGGCAAGUUCAAGGAGCAGAGGAGCCUGGAUGGGGCCUGGACCCCUGUGUCUGAGGACAGGGUCCCCUCACCCAGGCCAGGGUCCUGUGCAGGUAUAGGAGGAGCUGCCUUAUUCCCCUCCUCUCAAGACCUUCCUGACGAUGUCCUGCUCUUCAUCAAGGCACACCCUCUGCUGGACCCUGCUGUGCCCCCCGCCACCCACCAGCCGCUCCUCACUCUGACCAGCAGGGCUCUGCUGACGCAGGUAGCCGUGGACGGCAUGGCCGGCCCCCACAGAAACACUACGGUCCUGUUUCUUGGCUCCAAUGAUGGGACAGUACUGAAGGUGCUACCUCCAGGGGGACAGUCUCUGGGACCUGAGCCUGUCAUAUUGGAAGAGAUCGAGGCCUACAACCCUGCCCGGUGCGGUGGGAAGCGCUCAGCCCAGGCUGCCCGGCGGAUCAUAGGGCUGGAGCUGGACACUGAGGGUCACAGGCUUUUUGUGGCCUUUCCCGGAUGUGUCGUCCACCUCCCUCUCAGCCGCUGCGCCCGGCACGGAGCGUGCCAGAGGAGCUGUCUGGCUUCCCAGGACCCGUACUGUGGAUGGCAUCGAUUGAGAGGCUGUGUGAAUAUCAGGGGCCCUGGUGGUGCUGACGUGGAUCUGACUGUGAACAUGGAGCAUGGAGAUUGUCAAGAUGGAGCGACAGGGAGUCAGUCCGGCCCUGGAGAUUCUGCUUAUGUGCUUCUGGGUCCUGGCCCUUCCCCUGAGACCCCCAGUUCCCCCAGUGAUGCCCACCCAGGGCCCCAGUCUUCUACUCUUGGAGCUCACACGCAGGGCGUGCGGAGGGACCUUCCCCCAGCCUCAGCCUCCCGCUCCAUCCCCAUCCCACUCCUCCUGGCCUGUGUGGCGGCGGCCUUCGCCCUGGGCGCCUCGGUCUCUGGCCUCUUGGUGUCCUGUGCCUGUCGCCGCGCGAGUCGCCGUCGGAGCAAGGACAUCGAGACCCCGGGGCUGCCGCGCCCUCUCUCCCUUCGCAGUCUGGCCCGGCUGCACGGUGGCGGUCCUGAGCCCCCGCCUCCGCCCAAGGAUGGAGAAGGAGCGCAGACGCCCCAGCUCUACACCACCUUCCUGCCGCCACCCGAGGGCGGGCCCCCACCGGAGCUGGCCUGCCUGCCCACCCCGGAGUCCACGCCCGAGCUGCCGGUGAAGCACCUCCGUGCCUCCGGGGGUCCCUGGCAGUGGAACCAGAACGGGAACAACGCCUCGGAGGGCCCAGGCCGCCCACGGGGCUGCACUGCGGCGGGCGGGCCCGCGCCGCGCGUGCUGGUGAGGCCGCCGCCGCCUGGCUGCCCCGGGCAGGCGGUGGAGGUGACCACGCUGGAGGAACUGCUGCGCUACCUGCACGGCCCGCAGCCGUCCAGGAAGGGCACCGAACCCGUCGCCACCGCCCCGUUCCCCUCGCGGCCGCCCGCCCCGGAGCCCGGACCGGCCCUGUUCGCGGACUCCAGCCCGCUGUCCCGGGAUUGCGCGCCCCCGCUGAGGCUCGACGUGCCGCCCGAGGGCAAGCGCGCGGCUCCCAGCGGACGGCCCGCUCUGUCCGCCCCGGCUCCGCGCCUGGGCGUCGGCGGCAGCCGCAGACUGCCCUUCCCCACGCACCGUGCGCCCCCGGCCCUGCUCACGCGUGUCCCCUCGGGAGGUCCGGGUAGAUACUCCGGGGGGCCCGGGAGGCAUCUCCUGUACCUCGGCCGGCCCGACGGUUACCGCGGCCGUUCCCUCAAGAGGGUGGACGUGAAGUCUCCGCUGUCCCCCAAGCCUCCCCUCGCCGCCUCGCCGCAGCCCGCGACGCACGGAGCCCAUUUCAACUUCUGACAGCAGCUGCUAGCGCCUCGAUGUCGAGGCGCUGGAGGCCGCCGGCCUUCCCGGACUCGGAGUCUCCCGGGGACCCCCCCCCUCCUUUCUCGCCUCGGUUUAUUUAUUGACUGUAUUCCCCACCCCCUGCCCUAGAGAGGCGAGGAGCGCCAGCAUUUCGGGGGACCUUGCGGCCUCCCACUCCCCGCUCCCUUCCAGCCACGCU